Stegastes partitus (bicolor damselfish) is the source of this 1924-nucleotide messenger RNA. Its product is annotated as tripartite motif-containing protein 16-like. The record is from RefSeq and is a predicted model, not a curated record. Gene Ontology annotation, molecular function: protein binding. NCBI's taxonomy places the organism in Eukaryota, Metazoa, Chordata, Actinopteri, Pomacentridae. The coding region runs from base 1 to 1917 and encodes 638 amino acids. The transcript has 11 exons.
AUGAGAACCAGAGUAAAGCUCAGAGAACAAAGCAGCAGAACAGACCUGCUGGACCUGAACCUGAACCUGGGUGUGAAGUCACCCAAGUUUCUGAUUCAUGAGCAGAGACCAGCCUCUCCUGAACCCAGCUGUGUGUCCAUGAAGAGUGAUCGGUCUAUGAUUGAUCCCAUUGAGUUCAAAGAUGGACACCAGUCUGUUGGAGGCGUUAAGCAGCAGAACUCAGAGGAUCUCAGAGGUCAGUCUGUCCCUCAGCAUCAAACAGAUCUGGACUCUGUGUUUAUGCUGCUGGAGGAGAACAUUGUCAGUUUCGUGAAGAAUGAGCUGAAGAAGAUCCAGAAGGUUCUGGGUCCAGAUUACUCAGAAUGCUUAGAGAGUCAGAGGGAGGAAGAGGAGGUGUUGGUGGGUGAGGAUGAAGAUCAGAGGAGGAGCAGCAGAGAGUCAUUCCUGAAGAUCACUCUGCACUUCCUGAGGAGAAUGAAGCAGGAGGAGCUGGCUGACCGUCUGCAUAGCAGGACUAUCACUGCAAUGUGCCGACAACAACUCAAGUCCAACCUGAAGAAGAAGUUCCAGUGUGUGUUUGAGGGGAUCGCUAAAGCAGGAAACCCAACUCUUCUGAACCAGAUCUACACAGAGCUCUACAUCACAGAGGGAGGGACUGCAGAGGUCAAUGAUGAACAUGAGUACAUCAAGAAGAAGCUCAGUGAGAAUCUGUCUGCAGAGAGAAGCAUCAAUCUGUUCCACUGUCUGAAUGAACUGAAUGAUCGUUCUCUAGUGGAGGAGAUCCAACAGUCCCUGAGAUCAGGAAGUCUCUCCACAGAUGAACUGUCUCCUGCUCAGUGGUCAGCUCUGGUCUUCAUCUUGCUGUCAUCAGAAGAACAUCUGGUCGUGUUUGACCUGAAGAAAUACUCUGCUUCAGAGGAGGCUCUUCUGAGGCUGCUGCCAGUGGUCAAAGCCUCCAACAAAGCUCUGCUAAGCAGCUGUAACCUCACAGAGAGAAGCUGUGAAGCUCUGUCCUCAGUUCUCAGCUCUCAGUCCUCUAGUCUGAGAGAUCUGGACCUGAGUAACAACGACCUGCGGGAUUCAGGAGUGAAGCUGCUUUCUGAUGGAUUGAAGAGUCCUCACUGUGAACUGGAAACUCUCAGGCUGUCAGAUUGUCUGGUCACAGAAGAAGGUUGUGCUUCUCUGGCUUCAGCUCUGAGGUCCAACCCCUCCCAUCUAAUAGAGUUGGACCUGAGGAACAACAACCUGCAGCUGCAGGAGUUUGGAGUAAAACUGCUUUGUGCUGGAGUGGUGGACCCUAAUUGGAGACUUGAUGCUCUCAGAGUGGACAGUAAUAGAGAGCAGAAGCUAACUCCUGGUCUGAGGAAAUAUGCCUGUAAAAUCACUCUGGACCCAAAGUCAGCACAUAGAAACCUCAAACUGUCUGACAACAACAAAAGAGUGGAAGCGGUGAUCCAGCAGCAGCCGUAUCCUGAUCAUCUGGAAAGAUUUGAUAUCUUUUGUCAGCUGCUGUGUAGAAAUGGUCUGACUGGUCGCUGUUACUGGGAGGUCGAGUGGAGUGGAAGGGUUGAUAUAGCAGUGGCCUACAGAGGGAUCAGGAGGAAGGGAUACAGCAGGACCUCCAGGUUUGGAGGCAACGAUCAGUCCUGGUGUCUGAGCUGCUCUGAUGAUCAUUACUCUGUCUGGCACAACAACGCAGAGACGAUCAUUCCUCUGCCUCCCUCCUCCAUCUCUCACAGAGUAGCAGUUUAUCUGGACUGUCCAGCUGGCACUCUGUCCUUCUACACAGUCUCCUCUGAUACACUGGUCCACCUCCACACCUUCAGCACCACAUUCACUGGACUUCUGUAUCCUGGGUUUAGAGUCUGGAGUGGUUCAGUGACUAUAUGUCCAGAGGCUGCUGCAGAGUCACACUGAUGACUGU